This is a messenger RNA of Aaosphaeria arxii CBS 175.79, 2383 nucleotides long. RefSeq lists its product as uncharacterized. Gene Ontology annotation, molecular function: DNA-binding transcription factor activity, RNA polymerase II-specific; sequence-specific DNA binding; zinc ion binding. The coding region runs from base 137 to 2383 and encodes 748 amino acids. The transcript is spliced from 5 exons. Gene Ontology annotation, cellular component: nucleus. Lineage: Eukaryota; Fungi; Ascomycota; Dothideomycetes; Pleosporales. Gene Ontology annotation, biological process: DNA-templated transcription; positive regulation of transcription by RNA polymerase II. The record is from RefSeq and is a predicted model, not a curated record.
CGAGCUUCGUUAAACGUUUUAGGAACCCUGAGUCGGCGCCACACCUCAUCGCCGAACCAACUACCAUUAAUCACCCGGCCAAUAGCCCAGACAGAAUUUCAGGCAUCUUACCGGUCAUAUCAAACUUUCGCAAUUCAUGUCGGCGACCCUGCACCGCGUCGUCGGUGCCUCUAUCGUGAAACCGAAGACCACAGCAGUUGCGUGCCGAAAGUGCCACUCCCGUAAGGUCAAGUGCUCGGGCGGCCAGCCAUGCUCGAAUUGUGAACGAGACGGUAGUGAUGUCGAAUGCUCCUAUCCUAAUCGGGUACGGCAUGUGAGAGUGAAAAAAAAGCUGCUUGCAGAGAUCGCUCGUCUCAAACGUGAUCAUAGUGCUAUCACAGAGGCAGACAGCACAGAAGUACACGAACAAAUUUCCAACGGUACAAGAGAUGAUUCUGUGCCGGCAGAAUCAGCUCAAGCAUCCUCUAAGAGUUCUAUCACCAGUGUCCGUACACACAAUGUUGAAAAGUCAAGGAGCACGACUGCAUUUCAAACAACUAGGGAACGCUCGAAUCGAGGGCAAUCCGCUGUUGAAGAAGCUGCACGAAACCCGCUUCUUGAAGAUCGUCCUUGGUUCAUUUCUCUAACUCCAGAGAUGCCUGUCUUGGUAGGAGAGGCUACAGAUGCGGCUUUCGCAACCAGAUUCCGUCAGGCUUUAUCAGGAAAGGCACAGGACCACUUCCCACGCACCCAGUACACAUCUGAUCCUGUUUCCACCUCUCUAACUCUUGUCAACUUUCCUAAGCCCACCCCAGCAAGGGCUCGUGUGCUGAUGAAAGUCACUCUGGACACAGUGUGUCGACGUUUUCACCUUGUGCAAAAGAGCGCAAUCCUGGCUAUGCUAGACCAAUCAAUUCAAAAUCCAGCCCAGUGUGACGCAAUAUCCACCUGCAAACUUUUCGCAAUGUUUGCAUUGGGCGAAGCUUACUCUGCAAGAGCUUCUUUUCCUGGUGCGAAGUUCCCUGGUAUCGACUACUACAAUAACGCAACCAAUAUUCUCCGUGUGCUUAGUGAAAAACCAAGGAUUGAGUGUGUUGAGGUCAUGGCAAUGCUUUCCCUGUACUCCAUUGCUAUGAACAGACGUCAUGCAGCAUACUGCAUGGCAGGCUGUGCCAUGCGCUUCGCCAUAUUAAUGGGACUCCAUCACAACGUCCCGCACACUCGACUUCCAAACCGUGAGCAUGUAGAGCAUAGGGUGAGACUGUGGUGGACCGUCUACAUACUGGAUAGAUUGUGGGCAACGAUGCUCGGUCAACCCGUGUCUAUACGAGAUGAAGAUAUCGAUGUAGCUCUUCCUUCUUCACAAGGUCUGCCGGACGCGUUUGCCGAUGAUUUUCAUGAUGACGAUGAUGCUAUUGCAGGACUUCGUAUAGCUCGGCUAUCUGCAGAGGUCACAUCUUCAGUUUAUGGGCGAAACAUGCAACAAGACUCCUUCUCAUACAGAGUACAACAGGCACUCAAGAAAUUAGAUGACUGGAUAAAAGCCCUACCAGAUAGUCUUCGCAACAAAGUCGACCAGGCCUCCGCUAAUAUAGACAUGGCAGACAUGAUGUUGCAGCUCUAUUACAACCAGUGCUUGAUUUUAGUCACAAGGCCGGUUCUUCUCCACGUUCUGCGUCUGCGCCAGGCUCAAUCAAAUGGAGAUCCACAUAACGAUCCGAUUCAGCCCAAUGAGCAUACACUUGCGCUUGCAGACGCCUGUGUCAUUUGUGCCAAAAAGUCCUAUCGUCUCCUCGUUGAUGCCUGGAUCAAUGGCUCAUUUCCAACUUUCGACUAUACUCUCACUCAAUACCUAUUCUCGACAUCUGUUAUACUUGCAAUAUCCAGCUUCUCGCAGGCUCACUGGCCCAGCACCGAAAGCGAAGAUUUUGAAGCUGCUGUUCAUAUUCUUGAUCAACUCAGUCAAAACGGAAGCCAAGCGGCAUCGGAGUUUAUGAGGCAUGUUGGGGCUACAAGAUUGUUGAUGGAGGCCCAUAAACUUUCCCCAGGCCAAGUGGAGCACGAUCAGACGUCAAUCAGAUCAUUAGCAGCUUCACAUGCAAUGAACCCCACUGAACCAACAGGAUCGAGAAUAGAGACAGAUAUGGACCCUAUAGGCUUCAAUCUCUCCGAGCCCUCGCUACAGGAUCUUCUCUCCUUUCCACAUCUGGAUCUCGACAGAUUGGAAACCCCUUUCAGCAGUGAUGAUUUUCAGUCAUUCUACUGGCCGGAUGCCGGGCCCAGCCCAAUGGCAUCAACCAACAUUACUGCUACGCCACUUGCGACCGAGGAGAACGAAUAUUGGAUCAUGUACUUGCUGGCAAUCGCGUCCCUCCUUCUAAUAGGCAUAACCUCAGCGCAAUAA